AAGAAUGGAACAAGGGGGAGGAGGGAAAAGGUAUACAGUCAGUGCAUAGGAGGAUGCUGGCUGGAUGUGCUGUCGCUGUCCCUGGUGCUAAAGGUUAAUGGUUGUAUGUCAAGUUUGGGCGCAGAAAGGCACAGGGGAUGUCAGAAUGAGGGUGUCGCAUCAGUUUAUAAUGCUCAGAUAAUAGCAGCUCAUGGCUGGAGAUGGUCAUGUAAGAAGAGGUGAUAGGUGCAGAUAUGCUUGUAUGAAGAUGGCGCAGACGGUGCAGGUGGCAGUACUGGGGGCACCCAGGGUUGGCAAGACCUCUAUCAUCCGGCAAUUUGUAGCCCAGGACUUCCAGGAGGAAUACACCCCAACUGAGAGUCGGCAGCUGCACAGAGCCUCUGCAGUGCUCAGCGAGAGGAUGUAUGAGCUGCUCAUCCUGGACUUACCUAACCUGCCUAGAUACCCUGGAUCCGCGGGACAGGAGUGGAUAGAUCCACGUUUUCGGGGACUCCGUAACAGCAGAGUCUUUGUCUUGGUGUUUGACAUCUGCAGCCCUGAGAGUUUCCACCAUGUGAAGCAAAUAAGGCAGCAAAUCCUGGACAGCACAAGCAAGCCCCCGGUGAUUGUUGUAGUUGGAAACAAGAGAGACCAGCAGAAGCUUCGUUUUGCUCCACGGAAUGUUCUCUCUGUACUGGUGAAGAAGAACUGGAAAUGUGGAUACCUGGAGUGUUCGGCUCGCAAUAACUGGCACAUCCUCUUACUCUUCAAGGAAAUUCUCAUCAGCACCACUGCAAGAAGCAGAAGCAAAACUCCCAGCAUCUGCCUACAGGGAGCACUGCACAGAGAGCGCUGCAGUGUUAUGUGAGCAGACCAGUUUAGAAACAGGAUUGCCUCAAAGUUACAAAGACAUUGCCACUACUAAAA
Nanorana parkeri is the source of this 906-nucleotide messenger RNA. RefSeq names its product RAS like family 10 member A (gene RASL10A). Bases 191 to 847 code for a protein of 218 amino acids. Gene Ontology annotation, molecular function: GTP binding; GTPase activity. Lineage: Eukaryota; Metazoa; Chordata; Amphibia; Anura; Dicroglossidae. The transcript is spliced from 4 exons. The record is from RefSeq and is a predicted model, not a curated record.